GUUCAGUCAGCGCCACGACGCAGAAACAACACCGAGACUAUGACGCACGCGCCGCGAACUCCUGGUAACGUCUCCAGUCACAGGUCUCUCUGAUCGACUAAGGACCCAUCACACACGAGCCAGGCAUCUAGAGACCUCAGGAACCUCAAAGACCUCAGGGACCUCAGCAGAGCCUGUGGAUCGCAGAGUCCAGCAGGUUCUUGGGUCUCUCCCCCUCAGGCUCCUCCCCCUCAGGCCCCUCCCUCUCAGGUCCCUCAUUUCCAGGCUCCUCCCUGUUCCGGCUCCUCCCCUUCAGACUCCUCCCUCUCAGUCUCCUCCCCUUCAGACUCCUCCCUCUCAGGUAAACAAAACCCUCAAACCACCUCGCAGCUCCACUCCAAAGAACAGAUAGGUAUCCACUGCAGCGGAUGGAGCAGCCAUUUUGAAUUUUACGCUUUUAUGGUUCCAGAACAAGCACAAUUCAGGCAAUACCUCCAGAUCUGUCACAGUGCACUCGAACAAUACAACCAACACAGAGACCAGUCCUGAUACUGGUACUGUUACUACAACUACUACUACUGAUACUACUACAACUACUACUACUACUACUACUGGUAGUACUACUACUUCUAAUUCUAUCCAGUGUCCUGUCGCUUUUCCUCACAUCAAAUCCAAAAGGCAGCCUACUCUACCAGCAGAAUCUCAAACUUUAAACGGUUCAGACGCUUUAAACGGUACAGUGGUCAUUGUCUCGUCCAACAAGAACCUAGAAGAAUCAUCUGAAGUCUUCAAUGCAGAAAACCUCGCCAUUUUGAACCAAUCUAGUGUCGGAAUUGAAUAUGCAAAUGAGAUGAGCACUACAAACAGUCUCCGUGCUAGAAUCCAGGCCUUUGAAAACCAGGCUGAAGAGGCAUCCGAGCCAGUCAGACCACAGCCGGCGGCGAGGAAGACAAGACCUCCAGUAGCGGCGAAACCUCCUGUAGCUGCCAAAUCGCAAAUCAACGCCAGCGAGCUCUAUGAAAAUGUGUCCUCUUCGCCCCCAACCCCGACCCCGGCUCCCAAACCUGCCAAGAAACCUUUGGGGAAAACAAAUUCAGUAAAGGAGGAACUGAAUGCGAUAUUGGCUCAGCAGAGGUCCAAGCCGCCGAUGUUGAACCGGGAGCAGAGUAUUUAUGAUGAUGAUUUCGCCAAAGAACCCUCAACGCCACUGCUUAAACCCGCCAGAGAACCACUCAGACCCAAUCGGAAUAUAAACAAUCACAACAACUACACCGCAGAGACAGUGUACCACCAUACGGAGAAUGUGCACAUGCCCCCAGUGGACAGUGAGGAGCCUGCAUUCAGUGAGUACGACUAUGUGGACACAAGGUCACUGGCUUCAGAAAGUGCGUAUGACAUCGGGGACACGUGGGACUCGUGGGACGAUGACGCAUCACAGAGUUGGGAAGCAGCAGGCUCCAAUUAUGAAUAUGUGGAGUAUACGCAAAGUAAAAAUUCUGACUAUGAUUCUGAGCCCAAAACAUACGAGGCCAAAGCACCAGGUUUUCCUGUCCAGCCGAGGCCUUCUGUGGGCAGCACUGCCCCCUCGAGGCAGAGUAUGACCCGCAGACCGACCAUCAUUGGCGUCCCCAAGAAAAGUGCUUCAUUUUCAGAUGGUGUUCUGGAUGGCCCUCCUCCCGUCCCCAUGCAGAUGCCUGUGCAGAUGCCUGUGCAGACGCCUAUGCAGACGCCUGUGCAUAUGCGUGCGCAAGUGCUCAAGGCACCACCAGCUAACAGACAUUCAGUCUCGUCUUUCCCUACUCAGGUGACCCACAGUCCCAGACCAGAGCCAACACUUCCACCGCGGAGGCUCACGGCCAGUAAAACUCUGCCCCCUCGCCCCCCCCUGGUGCGGUCUGAUGCGGGCAGACCUCCGUCUUCGUGGAUGGAAGCGGCGGGUCGCUCUAACUCCGCCCCCUGGGACUCGAUGCCCAAACCACAGCCACAGGCGCCCACAAAGAGAGGCCCAGUGCUGCCCCCUAGACCCAAUCCAGGACACCGCCUCUACAACAAAUACACUCUUCAAGUCCCUCACGCCGUUGCAUCCACAGACUACGAUGGCAGCAGCACUGGCGAGCUCUCAUUCCAGAAAAAUGAAGUCCUGGUGUUGCUGAACCCGAUAGACUCCAGCACGUACGAGUGUCAGGUGGGUGACAGGAGAGGGAGGGUCCACAGGUCCAGUAUGAAGGUCAUCACUCCGCUGACCACAGCCUCAGAUGCCUCCGCAGCACAGGGCGGUGAGCUAACAGCCUCAGGCAGUGGACUAACGGUGGAGGCCCUGUUUGAUUUUAGCCCAGAGAAUCCAGAUGAGCUGAGUCUGAAGGCGGGCGAUGUGGUGACACAGGUGGAGCAGGUGGACUCACAGUGGUACCGAGGAACAUGCUCAGGCUCCACCGGGUUCUUCCCCAUCAACUACGUCAGAAUCCUGGAGAAUUCACCACAAUGGUCGGAUAGAAACGUCCAGAAGCCCUCAGCAAAAGUCAGCGGGCCGAGGUGUGUUGCCAGGUUUGACUUUGAGGCCGAGAGCAGUGACGAGCUGAGUUUCUCUGAGGGAGAUGUAAUCCAGCUCAAAGCCUACGUGGGACAGGACUGGGCUCGGGGAACUCUUGGGACCUUCAGUGGGAUCUUUCCCCUCAACUUUGUAGAGAUCGUCCAAGAUCUACCACCAGCACCAACCCCACAGCCAGCUACACCCAACAAGAUAGCACUGCCUGGCCUGUGUAAAACCGCACACGAUCAUGUGACCCCUGAGUGUGGCUUGGAGUGGGUGGUCGCACUGUACGACUUCUCUGGGAACACGGAGGGAGAUUUGAGCUUUGAGACGGGAGACCAGAUCCUCGUUAUACAACACCUGGACUCGGACUGGAGCUGCGGGCGCCUCCACGGCCGCGAGGGCAUCUUCCCACGAGCCUUUGUCACAGCCCCACAGCAUUAGGCAGUGCUAGAUGAACUAUGCCAUUGUGUUACUUUAGUAAAAGUACAGGUACAGAGGGAAAAGUACCACAUGAAAAAAUCUACUUGAGUAAAAGUAUUUAAGUACCUGUUUAAAAAUGUACUUUAAGAGUAAAAAGUAAAAGUAUUUCACACAAGUGUUGUUCAUUUGUUAAAGUGUA
Messenger RNA from Periophthalmus magnuspinnatus, 3131 nucleotides. Its product is annotated as SH3 domain-containing protein 19-like. Gene Ontology annotation, molecular function: protein binding. The coding region runs from base 830 to 2953 and encodes 707 amino acids. Gene Ontology annotation, cellular component: ESCRT-0 complex. The record is from RefSeq and is a predicted model, not a curated record. The transcript is spliced from 20 exons. NCBI's taxonomy places the organism in Eukaryota, Metazoa, Chordata, Actinopteri, Gobiiformes, Gobiidae. Gene Ontology annotation, biological process: protein transport to vacuole involved in ubiquitin-dependent protein catabolic process via the multivesicular body sorting pathway.